CCCCCUGGCUGUCUGUGCCGUGGCGUGGCCCUUCUUAUACCCCGCCACGUCGCCAUGACCACGAGGCAGUUCUCUCCUCUUCCAUCUCUCUCUCUCUCUCUCUCUCUCUCUGUUUUUUCUCUCCUUGAUGGAUUUUGAUUGAAGGUCGCAACAACACAUUUCCUCCUCUCUUCCACUUCCUCCUGUCGGCGCUGAUCGGCUUCUCUCACUCCGUCGGCUUCUCUGUUCCUCAAGCUCUGUUUCCCGUGAUGAAAGAAUCGAUGGCGAUGGAUUGAUGAUCACAGGCGUCCAUUUGAAACAUGAGUUUGGCAAGGAAAAAGAUGGGUAAAUCGGACCUGCUCUUCCUGCUGUUUUCAUGCCUCGCACUGUCCUCAGCCUACCCUGUGGCUGAUAAUGGACUGUCUCGGAUCAAGCUGAAGAAGAUGAAAUUGGACGAAGACAACUGGAUCGCCUCAUGGCUAGAGUCUGAGGCGGGAGAGUCUCUGAGGUCAUAUAUCAUGAAGAAUCGUUUCCUCGGAAGGCUCAGAGACUCUUCUGAGGACAUCGAUAUUGUUGCCCUGAAGAACUACUUGGACGCUCAGUACUAUGGUGAGAUUGGUAUUGGGACUCCUCCACAGAACUUCACUGUGAUUUUCGACUCGGGUAGUUCUAAUUUGUGGGUGCCCUCAUCAAAGUGCAUUUUGUCGGUGGCAUGCUAUUUCCAUUCCAGGUACAAGUCUGGUCAGUCAAGAACAUAUCAGAAGAACGGAAAAUCGGCUUCCAUUAAAUAUGGUACUGGGGCUGUUUCUGGUUUCUUCAGCAAUGAUGAUGCGAUAGUUGGUGACCUAGUUGUUAAGAAUCAGGAAUUUAUAGAGGCAACCCGAGAGCCCAGCGUCACAUUCAUGGUGGCCAAGUUUGAUGGCAUUCUUGGACUCGGUUUUCAAGAGAUUUCUGUUGGAAAUGCUGUUCCAAUUUGGUACAAUAUGAUGAACCAAGGGCUUGUGAAAGAACCUGUAUUCUCAUUCUGGCUCAACCGUAAUGCUCAGGAGGAAGAAGGUGGUGAAAUCGUGUUUGGUGGAGUUGAUCCGAAGCAUUUCAAGGGCAAGCACACUUACGUGCCUGUGACACAGAAAGGCUAUUGGCAGUUUGACAUGGGUGAUGUUCUUAUUGGCGGUGAACCAACAGGAUACUGUGCUGAUGGUUGCUCUGCAAUAGCAGAUUCCGGGACUUCCCUGUUAGCCGGCCCUACAUCCGUGAUUGCAAUGAUAAAUCAAGCCAUUGGAGCAUCUGGGGUAGUUAGCCAAGAAUGCAAGGCAGUUGUCACACAGUAUGGGCAGGUUAUCAUGGACUUGCUCCAAAACGAGGUUCAUCCAAAAAAGGCAUGCUCCCAAAUUGGUCUCUGCACUUUUGACGGGACUCGGGGAAUCAGUAUGGGCAUCGAGAGUGUGGUGGGGGAAAGGAGUAGCAGGUCAUCAGGUGUCCACUCUGAUGCCAUGUGCUCAGCAUGCGAGAUGGCAGUUGUUUGGAUGCGGCAUCAGCUUCAGCAGAACCUGACACAAGAACGCAUUCUAGACUAUGUCGACCAGCUCUGUGAUCGGGUGCCUAGUCCGAUGGGACAGUCAGCCGUGGAAUGUGGAAGUCUGUCCUCAAUGCCAUCUGUUUCCUUCAGUAUAGGAGAUAGAGUUUUUGAGCUCAGCCCAGAUGAGUACAUACUCAAGGUGGGCGAAGGCCCUGCAGCUCAGUGCAUUAGCGGAUUCAUGGCUUUGGACAUCCCUCCUCCUCGAGGACCCCUCUGGAUCCUAGGAGAUCUCUUCAUGGGCCGGUACCACACCGUGUUUGAUUAUGGGAAUCUCAGGGUCGGGUUCGCAGAAGCUGCAUAGACAUAGAGGCUCUUGCUGUGGCAUCUGUUCCUUUCUUUAUGGUAACUCGGAGAUUACUGUUUAGUCUGUCUUUAACUUGGUAUGCAAUUCCAGUGCUGUUGUUAAUCCUCCUCUGUUUCUUCUGCCUAGAAAGGCACCAGCCUUUUGUAAAUAUGGGGGGUACUUGCGUUGCCUUUAUUUUAUCAUAUUAGCUAUCCAUUCGCGUCCUA
This is a messenger RNA of Punica granatum (pomegranate), 2068 nucleotides long. The record is from RefSeq and is a predicted model, not a curated record. Lineage: Eukaryota; Viridiplantae; Streptophyta; Magnoliopsida; Myrtales; Lythraceae.